GCUGUAUGUUUUCACUGAACAAGGAAGGGUGGCAUUUACAAUUUUCAUGUGGUUCGAAUAAGAAGUCUGUGUUUUUAAAAUAAAUACAGAAAAAUAGUGAGAAUUGGAGUUUUUGGAACUAUACAAAAGCAAUAUUUAAAUACACAACAACCUAGUGAAACAGUUUUAGCUCCAUUUACGACGCAUAUAUCACUCUAACUGGUGUAUCAGUUAUAUUAAGAUAAAUAAUAAAAACUCUUUUAGCCGAAUUUAUCAUCAAAGUUGUAUCAAAUAUUUUUGUGAACUUUACAUACAAAACGAGACAUUAAAGUUUCAAAUUGGACAGAAUUUUUCAUCGAGACUAUCAAAUACAAAACGGAAACAUAUCUCCGAUAACUAAAUACGAUUUUUAUAAAUAAUUUAUUGGGUAAAUUAAAUUCGACGUUAGCACAACAGAAUCGGAGUCGAGGAAAAAUCAAUUCUUAUUUUGGUAUGCGAGAUGAAAAUGAUUUCCACAAAUUAUCGAGCUACCAGCGUGUACAUAGCUAUUUGUACGGUACUUAUAUACGUUGUAACUGCUGCUGAACAACAUCAGACUGGAAGCGAAACAGGAAGGUCAUCGAAUCAUGAUGCGUUUGUUACCAUCGAUAACAUUCUGAUGGACGAGGACGAUCAACUAUCAACUAACAAUCCGUGUUUAAUUCACUACUGUGCCAAAGGACGUGAAUGUGUGGUCAAUCCGAAAGGCCUACCUGAGUGUGUCUGUCAACGAUACUGUGCUAACCGGAAGAAGCCCAUCUGUGGCACAAAUGGAAUGAUUUACAAAAAUCAUUGCGAGCUGCAUAGAGCCGCAUGUAUUUUAGAACGACCAAUAACGUUGCAGAGAUUGGACAAAUGUACGACUGGAAAGAAGAAGCCCAAAAAGUACGAUAAAUACAAAACGAAUGACCAACCGAUAUCAGACACCUAUACAACAAAAUCGAGUGAAUCGACUGAUGAAACUACAACACCAUUCGCUGCACAGCCAAUGCGGUCCUAUUCGGACUCCGUUCCUCAACAACCUGUGUUUCAUCUGAAACAAUCACCGUACAUUGAUGAAAUUCAAUUUGAAAACAGUCCAAACGAAAUUGAUACUGGCACCACCAGUUACACGCACAAGGGCUACUGUUCGUCACAGGAAUAUGAAAUAAUGAAAGACAAUCUGCUGCUGUAUAGUCACAACAGACUAAUGUCGUCGGACAACAACCACAGCAAGGACUUCCUGGUUUCGAUUAUGUUUUCGCAUUACGAUCAGAACAAUAACCAGUUUUUGGAUGAGGACGAACUGCGACACAUUACUGUCGUAGAACAUUUGGAAAAUUUGAGUAACGGUUGCAUAUUGAGUGAUAUGUUGAUUUUCGAUGACUCAAAUAAUGAUCGCAAACUGAGUACAGACGAAUUCUAUCAAGCCUUCAAUAAGUUGUACAGUCUUUCCGUGGUAUCGCUAGAUAAGGCUCUAGAAACUAAUCAUUUGUCGGCUCGUGUGGGUGAUAACGUCGAAAUCAAGUGUGAUGUUACAGGAUCACCUGUGCCAAUUCCAAUCAUAUGGAAACGAUAUUCCACUGAUUUGACGAUGCUGAGCGAAGAUGAGCAGGUACGAGUAUUCAAUGACGGAAGCUUAUAUCUCACUCGAAUUCAACUGAUAAAUAGUGGAAAUUAUUCAUGUCAUGCUGAACGGAACAAAGAUGUUGUUCAGACUCACAUCUUGACGGUUCACACUGUUCCAGAGGUGCAUGUUAUACCUCGCUUACAGUCUCGGCGUCCCGGUGAAACUAGUGAAAUGUUUUGUCACGUUAGUGGGGAACCGUUUCCGGUAGUAAAUUGGUUGAAAAAUGACGAACCGUUGCAUUCCGACCAACCGUAUAAAUACGAAAUAAUUGGCAACGGAACUUCACUCAAAGUGCACAACAUCAGCUUUUCAGAUACAGGAGCCUACAUGUGUCAAGGUUCGAACAUUGGGGGAACAUUCCGAGACAUAAGUUCAUUAAUAGUUCAAGACGAACCAACACCCACCGUCCUCUACGAAGAAAGAAAAUUCUUUGUCUUUCACGAAUACGGUAUCGCUGUCUAUGAACCGUCUGCAUGUCGGCUGCAUCAUCAAAUUCAUAGCACCGAUGUGAUACCUGGAACACAAGAGUAUGUCUGUGGCGAUAAAGGUGUUCCAUGCUCAUGGGGAAGAUCAAUAAAUGUUGGAAAUUCCUAUAUUUAUGUGACGCAACCAUUGCGGGAUCGGGUCCUUGUCAUUUCGACUAUACAAAUUGUGGUGGUCGAUGCAAUCACCACAGAUAAGUAUCCAGUCAAUUUGUACUAUGUACCACACUUGGAUCACGUGUGGGUUAUUAACUGGCGUUCAACAUACGACACAGACUCAAAGACCAUUCAAGUCAUUCGAAAUGCUAGUCAAAAGCAAAAACAUCAUACCGUCCAUCCGGAACCAAUCGAUGGUCAAUUCGAUUUGGUUAAAAAUCUGUUCUUACCGUCGUCUGAUGAUGAACAGCCGAAGAGCAUCUACAAAUACGGCUAUGUUACGCAUCGUAAUCAACGUGGACUGUACAAAUUAGAUCUGGCCAAUUUACGGUAUACAAAAUCAGUCGACCUAACGCUCUACAACUGUGUUCCCGACGACAUUGAAUUCUCAUCGUUGUAUGGCUUCGUGAUUAUGUCCUGUCGAGAACCGAUCACUGGUCGUCAUCAAGGCCAACUCCUUCUGGACUAUUUAACCGAUACCGUUUUGUCAGCUAAACCGGAGAUUACAGGAAAGCCACGAAUUUCACCAGAUUCAAGACAUUUAAUAUCAGUUGACCAUUCUUCCGAUGGAGUUACGAUUGUGAUUCAAAAGAUUACCCCCUAUGGAUUGGAAUUUUCAUUCGACGUUAAAACAACCCUGAACAUAAGCGAUGUAACAUUUUUCGAAAGCCAAACCGAGCAUGGCUACGAUCUGUAUGCCAGCGCUGUCGACAAGGAGGACAUUCUAUACCUGAAUUUGUUCACAGGCAAAGUUGAGAUGAUUACCGGUGUCGGAUUAGCAACCAUGCAACCAUCAUUGAUGAAAUGGAAUAACCCAAUCCGUCCUAUUCGUUCGUCUGGCCUCUUCGGACAGUAUAUGGUAACACCGGCGAAUAACGCACUAUUUGUCAUAAAUGGAAAAGCUCGAACGGUAAACUGUGAAAUCGGAGGUGUUUUGCAUCCAAUUGCUGUAGUAUGGACUUCAAGUAAACAUGAAACGAGCACAGGAUACGCCUAUUCGACGGUUAACACAACGAAUGUUAAUGAUGUCCAGCGAAACGAGCGGAAGAAUUAGUUUACUGAAAACUCCCAAUUAUUUUUUUUUGUUAGUUCCAAUUAGAUUGACCUGAUUUGAACCGAAUAUAUUCGCGGAAAAAUAAACUAUGGAUAAUGCGCACGUAUUUUUAAAUUUGUAUUGUACUCGUAUGUGAACGGUCAAGUUAUUAUAACGGAAGGGUAAAUGUUGAGUAAAUAAAUAACUAAAUCCAAAA
Molecule: messenger RNA, 3515 nt
Organism: Bradysia coprophila
Lineage: Eukaryota; Metazoa; Arthropoda; Insecta; Diptera; Sciaridae
Product: follistatin-related protein 5-like
Biological process (GO): homophilic cell-cell adhesion; synapse organization
Cellular component (GO): plasma membrane; axon; neuronal cell body
Molecular function (GO): protein binding; axon guidance receptor activity
Source: RefSeq, a predicted model, not a curated record